CAAACCAAAUUGUUGUCAUAAUCGUAGCAUUUUUCUCGGAUUUCAUCGAAAUUUGGUGCCCGAACGAUGCCCGACACGACAAAUGAGGAGCUCAAGCGGCUCAUUCAGUACAUUAUCGUGAAAGUUCGCACAAUUGAGACGAAAUUGGAUGCGUUGUGCCUGGAUCGGGAGCAGCAAUUGGAGAAAGAGAGCAAAUCCAAGGCGCCCAAUGUCGUUGUUGUGCAGGAAAUUUCGCAAACGGACGACUUGGAGACGGAACCGAAGACAAAAUCGUCUCCCGUGAGCUAUGUUAUACGGAGCCCUUUGAAGAAAAUCUCUCCUGGGAAGCAGCAAAAGCCAAAAAUUGUUCGGGCAAAGUCUCCGUCGAAUUUUCACUUUACCCCCAUCAAUGACGACAAGGAGCUUUCGGUUAUUUCGAAGAAAAUUCUGCAUGAUCCCUUCUACAAAAGUGAUUUGCAAACUUAUAUAAAAUCCAAGGGAGAUAUCAAGUUGGAAAAUAUUUUUUCGCUGGAUUUCUUGCUGAAAUGCAACCACACCGGAGCAAAUGGGCAACGAAACAUGGAAAAUUUGGUCCCGUAUCAGCAAAUAUUUCGCGAACUGCUCUUGCGAUCCGGAAAACAUAUGGUCCAAAUCCGAACCAUGUCGCUGGAGGAGAUAAAUCGCUUGAAAAAUCGCGUUCGCAUGGCCAACAUACGAAACAAGGAGAAAUUUGGGACUGUUGUUGCGACAAAAACCGCCGAUAAGAGCUUGGAUGUCAACGAAAAUGACGCCGACGAGCAAGAAUCUGCCGUGACAUCGAUUACGGAACACAAUUAUGCCACCGGAACGGAAACGAAGCAUGGCGACGACGAGCUGAUUGAGGAAAUUUUGUUCGAGGAGGUCGAAGAAGACAUGGUAGAGACGUUGGAACAGGAAUCUAUGCCCGCAACUGCUGAAAUUGACGAAGGGGAUGACGAAACGGAGUCGGAAACGGAAGUCAGUCAAGGCGAAGUUUUCAAACCGAUCGCCUCGGAGGCAGAUUUGGCACGAGUUUCGUUCAAAAUUCGAUCUGACGCGAACUUUUUGAAGGAAUUACGGCUAAAAAUGGUGAAUGAAGCCAAAAUUGGACCUUGUAACUUGGAACAACUUUUCACGCCGGAAUAUUUACGGAACAUAAAUUAUCAGAAAAUUACACAAUUAUUACCUUACGAAGCCGUUUACUGCUUUUUGAAGAAGCAAAUUGGUCAAUCGGAUGCCUACAUUGAAGACGAUGCCAAAACGGAGCUCCGUAAGGUGAAGAAACGGCUUCAGGACGAACAGCAAGCGGAACGACAGCAACAAAAACGGAUGAAAGUUAAUGCAAAAGACAUUUACUGAUACAAAUUAAAUACAAAAUUAGUCCUCUA
Messenger RNA from Culicoides brevitarsis, 1385 nucleotides. RefSeq lists its product as uncharacterized. The transcript is spliced from 4 exons. Lineage: Eukaryota; Metazoa; Arthropoda; Insecta; Diptera; Ceratopogonidae. Bases 67 to 1356 code for a protein of 429 amino acids. The record is from RefSeq and is a predicted model, not a curated record.